AUGAGCACAACCGGCAUGCUGGACCUCUCGCGAGGGACCGUUGGUCUCUGCGUCCUCGUCGUGCUCGCCGUCUCCACACUCUCGAGGUUCUUCCUCGCGAGCUGCCGGCCCAGGAACUUCCCGCCAGGCCCUCGGACAGUCCCCUUCCUGGGAAACAUCACCCAAGUACCGAAAUCAAAGGGCUUCCUAAAAUUCCACGACCUCGGGGCCACCUUCGGCUCCAUCAUCGGCCUCAAACUAGGCUCCCAAAACUUCGUAAUCCUAAACAACUACAAACACGUACGAGAACUCUUCGACAAGCGCGGCUCAAUCUACUCCUCCCGCCCCCGCACCUACGUCGCUAACACCCUCGUCUGCCCGGGUGACAUCCACCUCCUCCUCCUCCCCUACGGCCCCGCCUGGCGCGUCCAGCGCCGCGUAGUCCAGUCCCUCCUCGCCGUCAACCGCGUCGACGCCGUCCUCCCCGUCCAGGACGCCGAGGCCACGCAGACCCUCUCCGACCUCCUCCGCGACCCGGCGGGCUACUACGACCACGUGCGGCGGUACACCACCGCCGUCGUCCUCGCCGCCGUGUACGGCGUGCGCGGCGCCCGCUUCGACUCGCCCAACGUGCGCGCGCUGUACGCCGCGCAGGACGAGUUCACCGCCGUGCUCGAGCAGGGGGCCACGCCGCCGGUGGACGCGUUCCCCUUCUUGAAGAUGGUGCCCGCGGCGCUGGCGGGGUGGAAGAGACGGGCCGCGAGGGUGAGGAGAGAGCAGAUGGGGUUGUAUCUCUCGCUGGUGGCGGGGACGAGGGAGAGGAUCCGGGAGGGGAGGAGCCCGGAUUGCUUUUUGGGGGAGAUGCUGAGGGAUCAGGAGAAGAAUGGGUUGGAUGACGAGCAUUUGGCGUACCUGGCCGGGAACCUGAUGGAAGCCGGCUCGGAUACCACGGCUUCUACGUUACUAUCCUUCCUCCUCGCGAUGAUCAAGUACCCGAAGGAGUUCCGUAAAGCACAGGAAGAAGUCGAUCGGGUCUGCGGCCCCCUGCGGUCCCCGACGUCAGAAGAUAUCGGCCGUUUACCCUUCAUCGAGGCGUGUAUGAACGAGAACCUCCAGACCCUCCGCUGGCGCCCUGUAGCAGCCGGCGGCGUCCCGCACAUGCUCACGCAGGACGACACGUACCAGGGCUACCACCUACCCAAGGGCACCGUCCUGGUCGCCAACACGUGGGCGAUCCACUACGACGAGGACGAGUACGAGAACCCGGCCGAGUUCGCGCCGGACCGCUUCGUGAGGGAGAAGUACGGGACGCGCGACCCCGUCGACGAGAGCGCCGACGACCACCGGCGCGUGCUGUAUGGGUUCGGCGCGGGCAGGCGGGUGUGUCCGGGGCAGCGGCUGGCGAGGAACUCGCUGAUAUUGAACAUGGCCAAGAUCGCGUGGGGGUUCGAUCUCUCGCCCGGGGAGGGGGAGGUGGACGUCGACGUCGGCACGGCGUACACGGACGGGUUUCUGAUCGCGCCCAAGAAGUUUCCGAUCACGAUCCGGCCGAGGUCCGAGAGGCAUGCUGCGGUGAUUGAGGAGGAGCAGAGGAGGGCUGAGCCUUUCUUCGCAAAGUACGCGGCAUGA
Colletotrichum siamense is the source of this 1608-nucleotide messenger RNA. RefSeq names its product Cytochrome P450 monooxygenase patH (gene patH-1). The coding region runs from base 1 to 1608 and encodes 535 amino acids. Gene Ontology annotation, molecular function: monooxygenase activity; heme binding; iron ion binding. The transcript is spliced from 6 exons. The record is from RefSeq and is a predicted model, not a curated record. NCBI's taxonomy places the organism in Eukaryota, Fungi, Ascomycota, Sordariomycetes, Glomerellales, Glomerellaceae.